Molecule: messenger RNA, 483 nt
Organism: Phytomonas sp. Hart1
Lineage: Eukaryota; Euglenozoa; Kinetoplastea; Trypanosomatida; Trypanosomatidae
Source: the annotation of a GenBank genome assembly
AUGCUGCAUCUCCACCCGCGCGGCCUCGGCGGCCUGGUCGAGGUAGGCCAGCGCCUUCGCCUCGUUCUGCAUGAGCGUCCACUGGAGUUUGGCGUUGAGGAGGCAGAGCUCCGCACUUCGCUGGGACGCGGGGUGGAGUUCGCCGCAGAGCGAGAGCUGCCGGGAGGCCUCGGCGGGGCUCGUGCGGAGGUACACGUGCACGAGCCCCAUCAACGGCGCCAAGGACGCGGUCAGGAUCGAAGCCUUUUGGAAAAUCUUCUGCGCGGCGGGCAGAUCACCGCGGUAGAGGUGCUCGUAGCCGAUCUCGCAGAGGUAAUCCCCAUUACGGCGAUCCAGCUCGCAGGCGAACUCGACCAUCGCGGUGGUGAUCUCGAGGACCCCGCGCUGGCCAUUCGCCAGCCGCGCGAAGGUCUGGGCGUAGGUGAAGAUCAGCCCCGCAUUCCGCGGCUCCCGCACCUUCAAACUCUCCCACAGCCGCUUUAA